AUGGCCGGCAGCGGGGAGGAGGCGGCGGCGGCGGCGGUGGUGCAGAACAAGAAGGUGGUGCUGAGGAGGCACGUCACCGGGUUCCCCACCGAAGACGACAUGGAGAUCACGGUGGGCACUACCGAGCAGCGUGUGCCGGCGGGCCUGACCGCUGUGCUGAUCAAGAACCUCUACCUGUCCUGCGACCCCUGGAUGCGUGGCCGCAUGAGCAAGCACGACGACGGCGCCAACGUGCCGGCCUCGGACUUUGUGAUCGGAGAGGCCAUGGUCAAUUACGGUGUGGGCAAGGUGAUCGACUCGACGCACCCAGAGUUCAUCGCCGGCGACCUCGUAUGGGGGAUGAGUGGAUGGGAAGAGUACACCCUCGUCACCCAGCCGGAGUCCCUUCACAAGAUCAACCACGCCGACCUGCCGCUCUCCUACUACACGGGCGUUCUUGGCAUGCCGGGGCUGACUGCGUACGCUGGGUUUACCCAGGUCGCCAGGCCAAACAAAGGCGACUUCGUGUUCGUCUCAGCAGCGUCGGGCGCCGUCGGGCAGGUCGUCGGGCAGCUUGCCAAGAUCGCCGGCUGCUACGUGGUCGGCAGCGCCGGCUCCGACGAGAAGGUGAGCCUCCUCAAGACCAAGUUCGGCUACGACGACGCCUUCAACUACAAGUCCGAGACCGACCUCAGCGCCGCGCUCAAGCGCUGCCUCCCCAACGGCAUCGACAUCUACUUCGACAACGUGGGCGGCACGACACUCGACGCCGCGCUGCUGCACAUGCGCCACGGCGGCAGGGUCGCCGUCUGCGGGAUGAUCUCGCAGUACAACCUGGAGGAGCGGGACGGCCUGCGCAACCUGUUCUGCAUCAUCCCGAAGUCCAUCCGGGUGGAGGGGUUCAACGUCAGUCGCUUCUUCCAUCUGUACGCGAGGUUCGAGGAGGAGAUGGCUGGGUACAUCAAGGACGGGAAGGUGGCCGUCGUGGAGGACGUCGUCGAGGGCAUUGAAAGCGCACCGGCAGCUCUGAUCGGGUUGUUCUCUGGCAAAAAUAUUGGAAGAGUUCCACUAGGACAGCAAAUCAGCUACUUCGAAAAGACCAGAGCUCAGAUACUGGAGAACAUGGAGGAGGAAGCAGCAAGUGAUUUCUUCAAGACGGCGCUCUUCAUUGUAGCUGCAGGAUCCAAUGACAUUUUGGAUUAUCUUUCACCUUCAAGGCUAAAUGAAUUGGGUGCUCGAAAGUUUGUUGUGUCCGACAUCGGGCCACUCGGUUGUAUACCGUACGUCCGUGCUCUGGAGUUCAUGCCAACAGGGGAGUGUUCAGCAUCCGCGAAUCGAGUCACUGAAGGUUACAACAAGAAAUUGAAGAGGAUGGUCGAAAAGAUGAACCAGGAGAUGGGUCCAGAGAGCAAAUUUGUGUACGUAAAUACGAAGGAGUUUGGCAGCGCCGAAGCAGAGGAAGGAACCCGAAGCAAUGGAAAGAACGACGACCUAGGAGGUAGUAGUAGUACGAAGCCGGAAGGUGGUUUGAUUCAGAAGUUGAGUGAGGAGGCUUCGACCAUCGCCACAAAGAUUCUUAUGAGGCAUGCUUCUGAUGGGCUGCCACGCGGGAGGUACCGGAAGACUUUUCAAAGGGCUAAGUAUAGGCACCGGGAAAGAGUGGGGGUUGAAGUGGAGUUGCCACGACGAUUUCUGGUAAGUCGAUUUCGGAGGAACUGA
This is a messenger RNA of Miscanthus lutarioriparius, 1698 nucleotides long. The record is from the annotation of a GenBank genome assembly. NCBI's taxonomy places the organism in Eukaryota, Viridiplantae, Streptophyta, Magnoliopsida, Poales, Poaceae.